AUGUGGCUUAAGCUCUGUGCGCAUUACGCAGUUUUAGUAGUGCUGGUGGAUUACUCACUACAAGUUAAUCCAAUAUCACAUAUUCGUUGCCACGGUUUAGCAGACAUUUCGCAUCAGUAUCCACUACGUGGAAGUAACACCUACCUAUGUUAUUUAGGCAGUCUUCCUUUUUAUGGUCCUGGGCGCAUUUCCGUGGGCAUAUUUGCAAAAAAGCGAUUUGACCAGCGGGUAGAUGGGAAACAACCACCUCAAGCUCAACAUCGAAACCGAUACAACAAACCACAACGCCAUGAUGCUGGUUUAAUUCACAACACAAGUGUUAAUGAUGUUUAUUCCGACACAGAAUACGCUACAGGUCGUGGAUUUGUGAAACAACACGCUCACCAGAAGGGUAAACCGCGCAACCAGAAAAAAGACUCUGGCUAUAACUCUUAUGAUUAUAUAACCAAAAAGAAGCUUUCCGGGCUUGUACAUGGGUCUUUGAAAUCGAAUCGCGUGGCUGAUAGAUGGAUAGUUAAAGAGGGCGGCAAUGCUGCUCAUCAAAACCGUGUUGACACUUCCAAAGUGCCGCCCAUUAAAUCGGAUCCAAGCUUCACGGGGAGAUCACCAGUGGGACACAAGGGCAUGAAUUCGCAGCCAACAUUGGCCAUAUCCAUGUUCAACCGUAGGAUGGCCAAGGACAACCAGCAGCUUCUGAGGUUGUCCACAGAGCCAGUGAACCCACUACUCCAACGCAUUGCCCACAGUAACCAGCGUAAGCAGAAAUUACGUGUAUCUCCUCUUUCUGAGGAUAGGGUCGCUUCGAUCCACCCAAGGGCAAAGCAAUCGGUUGAGAUUGUUAGUUCGAGCACUAAGGCUACAAAACUCGCUUCCACGCAUCCUAUAGAGUCGGACAAAGUAAACGUUGUAAUACCUUCUGGUAGGACAACACCUAAAUCCAAGCAGGUGUCUAAUGCUGCAUUGCCGGGGACAUCAAACUCUCACGAUCUGCAGGAUCCUAGGGAAGAUCCUGGCUAUACUAAAUCUUUGGACUUCACUGGCAAGGAGUUUAAUGCAUUAGAGCUAGAAUCACCGGGUAUGCGUUCACUUCGAUGUGAUCUUAGUCAGGGAUUAACGAAGCGGGGUGGUCCUUUGGUCGAUGCUCUGAAUGGCAAGCUUGAUCAGCUAAAGUCUGCUGGCUUUGAUGCCAUUGUUGACAUGAAUUCAUUAUUUUCCGUUAGCGCUGAUGUAUUUGCUGAUGCUAGCCAUGAUGAGACAACUCCUGGACAAAGGUCUGGCUUUUCUUCUUUGGGUAUUGUCAACAAGGGGCUAAUAUCUGCUAUUGCGAAGCACGGCAUAUCAAGGGCAACCGUUACUCAGAGCCGUUACAUUCCUGCUAUAAAGGAUUUCUUAAACACUUCAUCGGGUGAAUAUGAGCCUGUCCGUUCUAUGGUCAUCCAUGCGCCAACCGGUUCUGGUAAAACCUUGGCAUACUUGUUACCUUUGCUGGACCGGUUACUUCUACGUGACAUACCGCUCACUAAUAGUGAUGGCACUCUAAUAGAGCGUGAUCAUAUAAUACGCUAUUUACGGGCUCUAUUUACUGAAGAGAUGCUGGUACUUACACCAUCUAUAGAGUUAUCGGUACAGAGCCACGGGGUCUUAAAGGAAUUGUGGAGCACGUACGACCAAAUGUCAGAGACUCAGGAAUCUCAUGUACAAUCAAAACCACCAACACCAUUACGUUCCAAGGCUGCUGAUAUAUUUCGCGCUUUGGGCGCUAAAUUACUGGGCCGCCCUGUUGUAGAAAGCCCAUCUGAAACCCAUGUUAACACUGUGGCACCAAGUGUUCGUUUGGUAUCUGAGAUCAAGCCAAUUUUAUUAAUUGGUAAUGCCAACGUAUCUCACCAGAAGCGGGCUAUAAGGGAUCUCCGUCGGCGGCAGCAACAGCUGUCUAGUGAAUGUACUAAAGCUGUUGAUGAAUUCUACAACUCGCUAGGAAAAGGUGGUGUUAGUAAUGCCUCUGUGCCUAUAGAAAUACGUCGGGUUAUUGGCGUCAUGUUCGUUACUCCCGGGCGUGCUCAUUCUCUGUGGAAAACCCAUAAGUUAUUGGACCCGAAACGCGUUAAGUACUGUGUUAUUGACGAAUAUGAUGGACUGUUACAACUCAAGCGAGUUGUUAAGAGUACUUCUAAAGAGCUUGAGAACUCUAGUGUAAAGGCUGUUUUGGACGCUAUGUUGAGUGGCGUUAAGCCCUCACCCAGGAUCAGUGCCCUAAAGGUCAACACUGGCAAAUAUGUCUUAUGCCUUUCGGCAUCUAGGCUCGAUACUGUACCAGAAUGCUUUGGUAAACUGGGCGAGAUAGUUUCUGGGUGUAAAGAUAUACAAAAUGGUCAGGACAUACAACUUGAUCAAGGUGAUGAGGAUAGUGUCACCGAUAAUAGCCUUCCACCUAACAUCUUGCAUACCAUGGCUGUCUAUAGCGUUCCUGAUGCCAAAUUGGCGUUACUGCGCAAGAUUCUACAGGCACAUCCAUAUGACAAGUCUGCACUCAUCUUCUGCGAUUCCAAUGGCACCGCACAAUUCUUGGAAUCCUACCUUGGUGAUAAGUUCCCUAGCAGUGAAAUAACUGUGUUGAACUGUCGCCAGACAAAGCUUGAACGCAAGCGUUCGUUUCAAACGGUGAUUCAAUCGAAUCUAUCUGGCUCCAUACAAUUUAAAGGUCGCUCUCGUAAAGGAGGCAGCAGACCUGUGCAGAGCAUAGUGUUAUCAACGCAGUUGAACUCCCGCGGCAUUGAUUUCAGUGGUUUCACUCAUGUGAUCCACUACGAUCUCCCACAUGAUUUGACGGCGUAUAUGCAUCGAAGUGGCCGCAUAGGUCGAGUUGGCAACCCGGGGAUAUCAAUUUCACUGGUUGAGCGUAAGCUUCUUCCGGUAUUUUCCCGUGUAAUAACUAGACGUUUGGGCACUCCUAUCCACAAUAUAGAGACCCAUUCCUUAGUGACCAUGGAUGUAUUUCCCACUGAUGCUUCAUUCUUCCGCAAUGCUGACUAUUGGGGUAGAUUUUACAGUAACCCUAAGUUGAAGGAUUUUGAUUGGUAUGGCACCUUGGAUGACUUUCUAUCCAGUUUUAAUCGGUGCUUAUACGGUAAGGUACCCUUCGAUGCAUCCAAUGGGUAUAAACACGACCCUGGGAACUCAGUAGUUAUUAACGUUGGUUGUGGCAACUCUUUGUUGCCCUUUAGACUAUAUGAUAUGGGUUACACUCAUGUUUAUAAUUUGGAUUUUUGUAGAUCCGUUUUGGAUGAGAUGCGUGGCAAAGACCAUCGCAAUUCUAUGCACUGGGUUGACAUGGAUGUAUCCAGUUCAAGUUACACUGCAUUUGGUAGUGACAUAGCUACUAAGUUCAAUGACCAUUCUAAGAUCAUUAUAGACAAGGCGUUUUUUGACGCUUACAUAUCGGUUGCUGAGGGCGAGUCACAGACUAUCACGCGUGAUCGCGCUCGUUGUUACAUUGAGGCUACGUUAUCAUUUAUGGACCGUGAUGACAUGUUUCUUAUAUUUUCAUUAGCUCAGGAUUACGUCGUGGUUGAGCUUGUUCGUAAUCUAUUGUUCAAGGAUUAUUACGUGGAUAUCUAUCCUUUAUACAAUGCUAAUUCAAAGAAAGCUCACAUGAUCCAGUUUCUAUUUGGUAUAUAUCGCAAGGGUCCUGCUACAGCUAAACGUCGUCAAUGUCUCAUGUCUGAGAUGCCUCAUAUCCCUCUUGAUGAAUUUGAGAUUGGCGCACUGCCUAAACGUAUAAGUACUGCCAAGGGCGCGGUAGUUUUAGGAUCCAAUUUGGGUCAGUACAGUGCUGGCAGGCGUGUGACAUUCGACAUUUAUCCCAAGGACCUGAAAACAAAAGUUUGUUUCACUGCGGCGGUGUACGAUCGCUUGGUGGCGGACGAUGUACAGAUACCCACUGCGGCCAUCAUAAUUCCCACUGGGCAGGAGCACUAUUGGCAGUAUGCCAGCUCUGAAGGCAAUGAAGAGCUGGCGCAGCAGGCUGGCGCGCAGCGCAUUAUAAUACUUUGGCUGAAGUUUAGCAGUUCUGGCGAUAGCGCCUCUGUUCCUAAAGGCUUUGUCAAUCCUUUUGACGCUUGUUUCGGUGACGACGUCCUGAUGACGUACAUACAGGACAACAUGGGUGAUAUACUACUACGGAUAUCACUACGUGGCACCAAGAAGGUUACUAUUCUUAAGGCCGGUGAAUCGUGUGCGUUUCGUGCACCUCGUAAGGUCGCUUCGUCGAUAUACGCCGGUGACAUUGUGGUUCACGAGAUUCUUGCGAAUGAUUAUACAGAACCGGGGUUAUAUCACCAGGUGAUAACUAGGCAAAUGGUAUUUUCAUGCAGUCCACAGACCGUGCAGUCCGAGGUGCGGUACUAUGUUAACGAUGACGGCACAGAGGUGUUUUUAUCGAAUAGCCCUCUUAGUGAGUACUUAACCGCCAUGAUGCUUUCCACAGCGUUCAUGCCACGAGGAUCGGGGAUCCUAUCAGUGCUUGGCAGUGGUUCCGGCAGCCUGCCUCGGUGUUUACGUGUGAUCUUUCCCGAUUACACUGUUCACGCGGUUGACAUAGAUGAUAUGGUAACUGAUAUUGCAAAGGCACACUUUGGAUACUCUCCCGAUGCUACGGUACGCAUUUUAUCUGGUCAACCUUGCACGGACCAUGGUCCUGCUCUAGUUCACAUUUCGGGUGACGCUAUGGACUACCUCGAUUACGUAGGCGACAUAGAUAUAUCGUGUAUAAUGGUGGACAUCAACAAUGUACUGGAUGAUACGGGUGACUCUGACUUUGGCAAGUCUACACUAAUGUCACCUCACCCUAACUUCCUGGACACGGCAUGGCUCACCAUGGCAGCGUCAAAGCUUGAGCGUACGCAGGGGAUAUUGGUUAUGAACAUCCUUACGAGGUCGUGCGCCGUGUUGGACAGCGUUCUACAUAGGCUAUCAUCGGUGUUCACGUGGGUAGCGGUUAUCAAAAUGCCAACGGACGCUAACAAAGUGGCCGUAUGCCUAAACAGUGACGUUGCGGAUGCCCGGGAACGCUUUGGCGCAUAUGUUUCUGAGCUUUCUAUCAAGCGUGUUAUAGGCACAUCUGGGCUAGAGGUGUGGUCUGGCGAGUUACUUUCAUUUUUUAAAACUUCUGCCUAAAUGUGUAGUUACGUUUAUUG
Molecule: messenger RNA, 5195 nt
Organism: Babesia bovis T2Bo
Lineage: Eukaryota; Apicomplexa; Aconoidasida; Piroplasmida; Babesiidae
Product: DEAD/DEAH box helicase family protein
Exons: 6
Coding region: 1-5175 (1724 amino acids)
Cellular component (GO): nucleolus
Molecular function (GO): nucleic acid binding; ATP binding
Source: RefSeq, a predicted model, not a curated record